Molecule: messenger RNA, 4042 nt
Organism: Cynoglossus semilaevis (tongue sole)
Lineage: Eukaryota; Metazoa; Chordata; Actinopteri; Pleuronectiformes; Cynoglossidae
Gene: rftn2
Product: raftlin family member 2
Exons: 8
Coding region: 501-1637 (378 amino acids)
Source: RefSeq, a predicted model, not a curated record
AAAAAAGGAACUAAAACAAUUAAUAAUAUUAUUAUUAUUGUUGUUAUUUUGUUAUUAUAUAGCUAUUUCUCAACAUUUCCACUGUGAAAUGCAGUUUAGGCUUUUAUUGUGAAACAAAACCGGAAAUGGUAUUAAUCCCCAUGAAGUGACUUUUAAGGAAACUUUUCUUCAGGGAGGCGCUACUGCCGCUGAUCCUCCUCCUCUUUCUCCUCCACGCUUUCAGUCUUGCAGCCACUUCAGCGGGAGAUUCCGUGAAGAACUUCUUUGCUCCUCCGAGUUCUAGUCUUAAUUCUAUGUUUUAUCUCCUUUUUUCCCCCAAUCACGGAUAUUUUACAUCUCUUUUACGUCACAUCCUUUCUCUUUUCUUUUGGAGAGACAACUCGCAGGAGCGAGCAGGGAUGGAGCGGUGAGGAGAAAGUUGUAGGCGCCGACGCUGAGGAGUUCCACAGGAGGAGCCGCUCACUUACACCGGACCUCUGCCAGUGCCCGCCUCUGAGGACAUGGGUUGCGGCCUGAGGAAGCUGGAGGACCCGGAGGACAGCAGUCCUGGAAAGAUCUACUCCACCCUGAAGAGACCGCAGGUGGAGACCAAGAGUGACAUCGUUUAUGAGUAUGUGCUGCUUGACUUCAGCCUAGAAGGAAGUCGUCCAACUGUCCAGUACGUGUCGUCGCUGUCUGAGCUGCCUCAGGCUCUGCAGCCGUACUACACGCAAGGCUAUGUCCUGGCUGCGCUGCAUCCCAUCAUCCUGUCCGUGGGCCGCAUGCGCUCGCUGCCCUUCAGCCUGCUGUACCGCGCCAUUCUGGCCCGUCCCAGACCCAGCAGGCAGACCACGUCCAUGUGUCACAGCGUUCCUUUGCUGAGGGUGGAGGAGUGGCCUCUACCUGGAGACUCACUGACCAGCGAUACGGUCAGAGCUCUCAUCGACAGGGUGAACAGCAGCGCUCGAGGUGGCGUUCGAUUCGUCAGCUCAGUCCUCCAGCAGGUGAGCGGGGUCACGAACGGAAGGGUGCACAGUCCCAAAAGAAGCUGCCGUUCACGGUCUCAAAAAUGUCUACAAAUUGCUGUUGCCAACUUCUCCACACGUCCGGACCUGAGAGCUUGUUGUUCUGGGAAACUAUUGUGCUGUAUCUUCUCAGGUGAGCCGGUGCCUCGAUCGCUGGAGGGUUUGUUUGUGUACGAAGAGAGGAGCACUUCUCCGCCUGCCAACGACACCAUAGUAGUGGAGCAGUGGACGGUCAUUGAGGGCUCCAGUGUGAAGACCGACUACGGGCCUCUCCUUCACACUCUGGCUGAGUUCGGUUGGCUGCUCACGUGUGUGUUGCCCACGCCCAUCAUCAGACACGACAGUGAUGGAAACCUAGCUACGAAGCAGGUGGUGUUCCUGCAGAGACCAGUCCGGAACCCAACAGGAGGAACGCUGAAGAACCAGACUCUGUCCGGGAAGAGCACUGUGUCCAGUCGCUCCAUCAGCCACACUGUCAGCAGUCCUCCAGUCCCUUCAGACGAGCUGUCUCCAACCACAGGUGGCAUCGGGGGCUUCCCAGUGUUUGGAGGUGCCUAUCCCAGUGCUCUGUCCCAUCUGGAGGAAGGAGGUUUUGAGCAGGAGGAGGGCAAAGCCGAGGUCACCUGCAUGUGAGCAGGAAAUCCAACGGAGAACACGGAUGUAAAAAAAUGUUUUCCCAGGAGGUGAACUUAAAGACGUGAUUGAACCGUCCUGGUCCGCAGCAUCCUCUCGGAUCAACGUGUUUUCUUUUCUUCUUCUUUUUUUUUUUUUUUACUUUUAUACUUUUACUGGAGGAACUCUGCACUUUUUAAAGAUGUUUUUUAUUCAAGCCAUAUGGAAGUUUUUAAUUCACUUUUUAUUUUGCAUCAACACUUUUGCUUAGAACUACGCCAACCGAUAUUAUCGGCCGACAGAUAUUAGCGUAAUUAUGCAAUAUCGGUAGGAAUCGUUAUUUCGUUUUUCCUUCAAUAAUGAAAACCCGAUGACGCAAUGCCUGGGUUUCGCAAGAUAUAUGCUGGAAUCGCUUUAAAAAUGUAUUUUGUACGGACGAUGCCGACAGUGUGGCCUCCACGAUAAAAGUAGCUAACGUGUUAAUUCCGUGACAUAUACGUGAUGUGACCUAAAAAACAGCUGCGGGUAUCCGUAUCAGUUGUUAUCGAAAUCGGAAAUUAAGUGUUUGGACAAUAUCGGAUAUCAGCAAAAAAGCUAAUAUUGGACAUCCCUAUUUAAAACUUUGCGACAGGAAAAUUGGACUCUCAAUAUCACAUUUAAAAGUCACUUGCACUUUCACGAAAACACAAACUUCACCCUUCACGGGUUUCUACACAUCGACAUUGGUGGUGAAAUGAACGGCACAGACUGUGGGUUUAGUAUUCACAAUGUAAAUAACACAUUUUUUUCUCACGAUAUAGUAUUUUUUGUUUAUAAACCCUUAGUGUUUCCCCCUUUUUUAAGCACCUUUUUCAGUAGUAUCGGUGUGAAAACCGCACAGAUAAAGCCACGGUCUCUCUCUCUGCACGUGGACUCAGACUACUGUUUCGUUGGGACAAUGGUACAGAACAGAUCUGAACAUACACCUGCUGUGGGUGAAUUUGAAAACAUGGCUGUUUUUUUUUUUUUUGUUUUUUGUUUUCAUUUUCAGUAUGUUUCAAACAGUGUUCCAUUGUGGAUGUGGCCAUGAAAAAUGAUGACGUUCUAUGAUGCGUUUGGGUUCAUGUUCAUGUGAUCAGUGUUUUUUUUUUUUUACUUUUUACUUUAAUGUUUGAUAAUUGCUGCUUGUUUUUUUUUUUUUUUUCUAAAUAAGGCUGUCACUUUAUUUUCUAAAAUCAAGUUUGAACUCCUUUUUUUAUCAUAAUUUUGUUGCUAUUUCCUGUUCCAUUUUUGUUGGAGUUGUCUGCUAAAGAAAGCUGAGUUCUUUCAUUCGUGGGGAAAUUCACAGUGCGAGUCUUUGCAGUGCACACAGGCUGCCACAGGAGGCGCCAUUAGGGAUACGUGGUCAUGAUAACUGCUACAACACGGAAACACUUAUAACAAUGGAACAUGUAUCUGGUUAUUGUCACAAAAAUUAUUUUCACAAAAACCAAUGCAUUUGUUUAAGCACGUUCGAGACGUGCGAUCUAAAAGCAACGUUGUAGGGAUCACUCAAAGCGCCCUCUGGUGCUUUAUUCUGUAACUACAGAUGGGGUGAGACAAACAGAUUUUUUUUUUCAUCCCUUAACUUUCAACGUUAUUAAAUCAAAAGUGACAGCCUUAUAUAAGAAUUGUAGAUGGUACUAUAACUUUAACUUUCUAACAAAAAGUUGAACUAGAAAAUACAUUUGAACAAUGCUAAAAUAUCCAUGAUUAUUACGAUCUAGUUCUCGUCAAGGUAAAAUAUGUCGUAUGUUCACAACCGGGUGUUUUUAGACUGAAAUGAAAAAUACUGUUUUGUUAAAAUAUUUGUGAUAAAAACACAGGAUUUGUGUAGAACUUGGCAAAUCCCACAGAAAGGGAAGUAACCGUAUGUAAAUAUUUAAAAGACGUUAACGUUGUAACCGAAGGUGUUUCACUUUUCCAACUGUUAAUAUUUUUGACACAUCUAUGAAGCAAGUGAUUAUUUUGCUACAAAAUGACAACUUUUACCAGGCGACCAAAAAAGGUUGAGCGUUCCUAUUUUUGGAAUCCGGUAAAAGGAAGAGCUAAAAUUUUAUUACAAUGUAAAAAGCAUUCGAUUGUUGUCUGUCUUCCGAGGGUGUAACCGUUUCUCAGAUUUAAAUCAGUAUUAUUCCCGCCUUUCUUCCUGUAAGAGCUGUUUUGGAAACAUUUUAUUAAAUAUUUACUUCCCAUGAUUCAACGGUGUUUAUCGCUUCUACUCACUAAAUAGGGAAACACGGCGAACACCAACUGGAAUAAUAGGUAUUUUUAUUAACAGACAGUAAAUGUCAACAGUAACAAAAUCUUUUAGUUCAUUAAAAAAAAUCAAGUGGGUCGGACUGACAGGACUCCUCCCACAAAAUAACUUAAUAAAAGGGAGGAUAAAAGACGAGGUUUUCCGCUCC